AUGGGUAAAAAUCUGACCCUUCGACGGACCAGAAUUAUCGAAAUUAUUGUCAAAAACCUUGUAGCACAAAGUAGUACUUGUUCUCGAAAACUUAGAAGUUCAGUCAAAGUAUCACUUGUUCUCGAAAACUUAGAAGUUCAGUCAAAGUAUCACUUGUUCUCCUCACCUUUAAUUUGUCAUAUUAUUUUGAUAGGAGGAAGGAAAUUUCAGCUAUGUGGAUUGGCUCAGUAUAUAAAUCUUGUAGGUGUAACCAUUGGUUACACAAUAACUGCAUCAAUUAGCAUGGUGGCUGUAAAAAGAUCAAACUGUUUUCACAAGCAGGGGCAUAAUGUGAAGUGCAGUGUAUCAAAUAACCCUUUCAUGAUCAUUUUUGCCUGCAUCCAAAUUGUUCUAUGCCAGAUACCCAAUUUCCAUGAGCUCUCUUGGCUCUCAAUUGUUGCAGCUGUUAUGUCUUUUGCUUAUUCUUCCAUUGGCCUUGGACUUUCCAUAGCCAAAGUUGCAGGUGGGGGACAUGUGACAACAUCCUUAACUGGGGUACAAAUUGGGGUAGAUGUAACUGCAACUGAAAAGGUUUGGAGGAUGUUCCAAGCCAUUGGUGACAUUGCUUUUGCUUAUGCUUUUUCAAAUGUGCUCAUUGAAAUCCAGGAUACCUUGAAAUCAAGCCCUCCAGAAAAUAGAAUUAUGAAGAGAGCAAGUUUAAUUGGAAUUUUGACUACAACAUUAUUCUAUGUACUAUGUGGAACCUUAGGUUAUGCUGCAUUUGGAAAUGAUGCACCAGGAAAUUUUCUCACAGGAUUUGGCUUCUAUGAGCCCUUUUGGCUAAUAGACUUUGCUAAUGUUUGCAUAGCUGUUCACUUAAUUGGUGCUUACCAGGUCUUUGUCCAACCCAUAUUUGGCUUUGUUGAGGGCCAAAGCAAACAAAAAUGGCCAGAUAGCAAAUUUGUGAAUGGAGAGCAUGCUAUGAAUAUUCCAUUAUAUGGAAGCUAUAAUGUGAAUUACUUUAGAGUAAUAUGGAGAAGUGGAUAUGUGAUUAUAACUGCAAUCAUAGCCAUGUUAUUUCCAUUCUUCAAUGAUUUCUUGGGAUUAAUUGGUUCACUAUCAUUUUAUCCAUUAACUGUUUAUUUCCCUAUUGAGAUGUAUAUUAAAAAAACCAAGAUGGAAAGGUGGUCAUUCACAUGGACUUGGCUUAAGAUAUUAAGUUGGGCUUGUUUGGUAAUUUCAAUAAUUUCAGCCGCUGGAUCAAUUCAAGGACUUGCUCAAUCUCUCAAGAAAUAUGAACCCUUCAAAGGAGAACAAUAAUGAUACUUAGUGUUAAUUUUCUAGUGUAACAUUAUUUUUCUUUUUGUUUGUCAAUGUUUUUUCUUGUCUUAAAUAAGUUAAUUACUAGAAGUUUAAUCAAAUGAUAUUGUACUAGUAUUAUCAAGUGUUUAUUGAUAGUGAACAAAUACAACACCAAGAAGUACAAUACAAAUCUAGUGAGUAAUAAUCCCAAAGAUGGUUGUAACUUGUAAAUUAAGUUAUAUGUAAUGUAGGACAUUUAAAGCAA
Trifolium pratense (red clover) is the source of this 1546-nucleotide messenger RNA. Its product is annotated as amino acid permease 6-like. Bases 1 to 1299 code for a protein of 432 amino acids. The transcript is spliced from 6 exons. Lineage: Eukaryota; Viridiplantae; Streptophyta; Magnoliopsida; Fabales; Fabaceae. Gene Ontology annotation, cellular component: plasma membrane. The record is from RefSeq and is a predicted model, not a curated record.